Mytilinidion resinicola is the source of this 2034-nucleotide messenger RNA. Its product is annotated as dual specificity protein phosphatase-like protein PPS1. The transcript has 6 exons. The record is from RefSeq and is a predicted model, not a curated record. Gene Ontology annotation, molecular function: protein tyrosine/serine/threonine phosphatase activity. Gene Ontology annotation, biological process: nuclear DNA replication; protein dephosphorylation. The coding region runs from base 1 to 2034 and encodes 677 amino acids. Lineage: Eukaryota; Fungi; Ascomycota; Dothideomycetes; Mytilinidiales; Mytilinidiaceae.
AUGCCACGCUCGUCGACGCCACCUCCCCAUCUCACUCUGAAUACGUCCUCGAGGGGCACCCCGGCCGCCAUCCCAAACAAGCACAUUCCAAUCUGCUCGCCUGGCCCGGCACCAUUCAGGGGUCUUGAGACUCCCCCGGCCAGUCCGCCAAAGGACAGCCUCAUUGAGACGUCCAGCAUCACAUACCCGCCGAGCACUCACUGCAGCCUCUACUCUGAAGACCCGCCCGUGUGGAUGAUCAGUGCACAGAGGCUAGCACAGGCCCUGGAGCACAUCUCGACGCAACCACUCCCGAAUCCGGAGCAAGUCUUUCCCUGGCUCCACGGUCUGCAUGCCGAGAACCAGAUCCAGCUCGCCUUCUUCGUCUCGCGCCGGAAGAGCGUCCGCAAGGUGCCCAAGUGCAUCCGGGGCAUCACAAUCGUCAAGACGGGUGGGGAUCUCAGCGUCUCUAAGCUGAAGGGUGCCAUUGCGCCCGACGAGCUGCUCCAAGGGCGAUGCAUGUCGGAGGAUGCCGGCGCCUUUAUUGAGCCGGACCCCAAGGAUGGCUUCUCUGUGCGCAACUUCCAGAUCCAGGCCUGCAAGAUGGCUCUUGUUUCGGAUAUAAUCGUGUAUGGAGAUGAUAAGACGAAUCCUGGGGCCACGAUUGAGUUGGCUAAGAAAAUCUCGCGGGCCCAGCGAGCAUAUGAGACCAAGAAUGGCAUUCAGCGGGGGCUCUUCAACACCUUCAUGUUGGGCGAUCAUUUCUGUGUCGUCGAGCAAAAGUACCCCGAGCUUGUGGCAGUCGAUCCCGAAGGCUGCAUGACGGGAAAAGUUAUGGACUUCUUCUACUGGGAACGAUUAGAGAUGUGCGAAAUGUCAAAAGCGUCCGAGAUUAGCAACAACGUUUACCUUGGGCCUACACCCGACGACGCUCUCGAAUGCUCAUCGUCUCAAGGCUUGGCCAUCGACGUGAACAUCGAGGCCAGCGACCUUGCCCAUGUACCUGAUCCUCGGUCCCUCAAGAAUCUCAAAAUCAGCCUCAAAGACUCCAAGCACGCUCCCUUACACAUCGAAUUCCCUUCCUCUGGCAGCAUCAUGCCUCCGACUUGGUCACAUGCUGAAGCGGAUGGCCUAAUGGAGGUGUGCAAGUGGAUCUACGAGAUUGCGAAUCCUCAAGAGGUCAACAAGCCAGAAGAACAGGCUGUCAACGAUGGCGAUGACAUUGAAAUGGUAGACAUUGCCCGGCCGCAGAAGGUUUUGAUUCAUUGUACAGAUGGGUAUACUGAAUCGUCUUUACUGGGCUUGGCUUACUUUAUGUAUGCUGAAGGCCUACCGGUGCACGACGCUUGGGUACAGCUCCACCGAGAGAAAGGGCGCAACUUCUUCGCGUAUCCGACCGACGUGGCCCUUUUAACUGCCAUUCAGCCACGAAUUCUUCAAGAGUCGCCGCGCUGGAAAGAGGACGUCUUCCAUAUUUCGGAACCACAGUGGCUGUCCCGUAUUGACGGAAGCCUACCGAGCAGGAUCCUACCGUACAUGUACCUGGGCAACCUCGGUCACGCAAACAACCCGGAGCUUCUCAAAGAACUCGGUAUCACGCGGAUCCUAAGCGUCGGAGAGUCUCUUUCAUGGCCGGAAGGCACGAAGAAGAGGCUGAACUGGCCAAGUGAAAACUUCCUUUUCAUCGAUCGUGUUCAGGAUAACGGCGUAGAUCCCUUGUGGGACGAAUUCGAUCGGUGUCUGAGAUUCAUUGAGCGCGGUAAGCUGGACGGCACGGCAACACUUGUACAUUGCCGAGUUGGCGUAUCUCGUUCUGCCACCAUCUGCAUUGCAGAGGUUAUGAACGAGCUGGGUCUAUCGUUCCCAAGAGCAUACUGUUUUGUUCGGGCCAGGCGCCUAAACGUCAUUAUUCAGCCUCAUCUCCGAUUUACAUAUGAACUCCUAAAAUGGGAAGAGUUCCAGCGUGAGAAGCGCAAUGAGCCUCUCCGCCGCGAACUCGAAUGGGCCACGAUCGCCCGUGAGAUUGCACUAAUGAACAAACCGUAUUCACGAUGA